AUGGGUGAUUGGAGUCUGCUGGGUAACUUCCUAGAAGAGGUGCAAGAGCACUCAACAUCUGUCGGAAAGGUUUGGCUGACAGUUCUCUUUAUUUUCCGCAUCCUGGUCCUGGGUACAGCAGCAGAGUCAUCCUGGGGCGAUGAGCAGUCCGACUUCAUGUGUGACACAGAGCAGCCCGGUUGUGAGAAUGUGUGCUACGACAGAGCGUUCCCUAUCGCCCACAUCCGCUACUGGGUCUUGCAGAUUGUGUUUGUUUCAACCCCCUCCCUCAUCUACAUGGGACACGCUAUGCACAUGCUGCGUGUAGCAGAGAAACGCCGCCAGAGGGAUCAGGAGGACAAAGGUGGAGGGGGCAGGGCCAGCGGGGGCGAGAAGGAGUACCUAGAAGAAAAGGAUUUUGGGAAAGAUGUAGGGAAGAUCCGUCCAAGAGGGGCAUUGCUGAAGACAUAUGUGCUCAGCAUCCUGAUCCGCACUGUCAUGGAAGUGGCUUUCAUAGUGGCACAGUACAUGAUCUAUGGAAUCUUCCUCAAUGCACUGUAUGUCUGCGACGGCUGGCCCUGCUCAAACAAGGUUAACUGCUACAUGUCGCGCCCCACUGAAAAGAAUGUCUUCAUUGUGUUCAUGCUGGCUAUGGCAGGUGUCUCUCUCUUCCUCAGCAUUGUGGAGCUCUACCACCUGGCCUGGAAACAGUCAAGGAGGUGCUUCAAAGCCUAUGUCACCUCCUGUAGACAGCAGACCCCACCCACCACAGUGGUAGCCAUUGGCCGGGAGCAUGACACUCCUGCCCACCCCUCCUGUGCCUGCACCCCACCUCCAGACUUUGACCAGUGCCUGGCAUCGGCACCACCUCACUCUCACACGCACCCCAGCUGCCAUCCCUUCAACAACAGUAUGGCCGCCCAGCAGAAGUCAGUUAACCUGGCAACUGAGCACCACCACAGCCAGAACAACCUUGGGGCUAUGGACUUCCUACAAUUGAGCUAUGUGCAGGGCACAGAUGCACCCGACACCUGUGUCCCACCUUCACCGUUCCACAAUGGCUUCCUGAAGGAAAAGCGCCGUCUCAGCAAAACCAGCGGCUCUAGUAGCCGCGCACGGGGUGAUGACCUGGCAGUGUAG
Megalops cyprinoides (Indo-Pacific tarpon) is the source of this 1119-nucleotide messenger RNA. Its product is annotated as gap junction alpha-5 protein-like. NCBI's taxonomy places the organism in Eukaryota, Metazoa, Chordata, Actinopteri, Elopiformes, Megalopidae. The record is from RefSeq and is a predicted model, not a curated record. The transcript has a single exon. Gene Ontology annotation, cellular component: connexin complex. Bases 1 to 1119 code for a protein of 372 amino acids. Gene Ontology annotation, biological process: cell communication.